CACACACAGACAAACACUCCUCUCUCUCUCACUCUGGCGCUCGGCUCCGCACAGCUCCUCUACUCAUUCGCUGCUGAUUCACUCGCUCACUCGCUUGCCUGUCUUCUGCCAGUCGCUCUGCCUUGCUGCUCUCUGCCUGCCUGCCUGAGAAUGGUCCAGCCGGUGCCUGGGGGUCUGCUGUCGCGGCCUGUCUGAACACACGCAUAAACACAGAGCCUAUCAACACACGGAAGCAAACACACACAAGCUUGAGAGCAAUGUGAGAGAGGAAGUGCCUUCCCUGAUGUCUGCUGCAGCUUCGACCUGCUUCUACAGCUGAAGCCAGACCCUCCCCCCCGCCUCGCACGCUUGCUGCCACAAUAAAACGAGUGUAAGGACAGCGGCCACACCCACCUCUCAGCAUACGCUCCGACCUGCUCGUUCACCCACCACCAUCACCACCAACUCCUCGCAGCCGGGCUCCAGCCUCAGCUCUCCUCACCUGGCGGCCCGCUGACCAGCCUUACUACAGCAGCCCAUCACCACCAGGCCAGCGCAGCAUCUCACCCACCUUGCCUUUUAACCUUCGCCUUCAACCCUCUAAGCCUCCACACAACCCUGUAGCAGGCUACACCCAGACUAUCACCUCCGUUGCCUGCUCCACUGCACACAACCAGAGGGCUCUCGGCUUCUUGUGCUUGCCUCCUCGGCUUGUGAAUGUUUUAGUUGGGAUCGCUGAGCAAGCAAGGUCGGGCCAAGAGUGGCAUCUUCAUUGUUAGGCAAAGUCAUCACCUGGAUACAAACACUUCUUCUGUGAUUGAUUGAUCAGGAAAACUUAACUAAUACCAUUCGUCCUGCAACAUUUCACUCUGGAAACAACCUCGCUCAAUCAACAGGAAGUGUAUUUCAAGGUUUUCAUUCAACGUCACAAACACCUAUCACAGACUUGUCAACAAAUAAACUAAAAAAAAGACCUAUAAGUUGUGGAUUAAAACACAAGAAGUACUUUAUUUACGCUCGAACAGAUUUCAACUCGGCAUAACCUUUAGCCGCGUGUCGCCAUGGCUAUGAGCAUGGCACACAUCCGUGACACAAAGUGGCUGACCCUGGAGGUAUGUAGGGAGUUCCAGAGGGGCACAUGCUCACGCUCGGACCAGGAGUGCAAGUUCGCUCAUCCGGCCAAGAGCUGUCAGGUGGACAAUGGACGGGUCAUCGCUUGCUUCGACUCACUCAAGGGCCGUUGUUCCAGGGAGAACUGCAAGUACCUGCACCCUCCUGCCCACCUAAAGACCCAGCUGGAGAUCAAUGGCAGAAACAACUUGAUCCAGCAGAAGAACAUGGCUAUGCUUGCCCAACAGAUGCAUCUCGCCAACGCCAUGAUGCCUGGCACGCAGCUAUCACCUAUGGUGAGAGGAUACACACGUAUGAACACACCACAGCUACUGCCCACGCCAAUGUUCUCGAUGUCGCCAGGCAUGGCCACCAAUGCCAGUGCAGCAGCAGCUGCCGCCGCAGCCUUUAAUCCCUACCUGAGCCCCAUGUCACCAGGCCUGAUGCCCCAGGAUAUCAUGCCCAGCACCCAGGUCCUCAUGGCCUCCAGCCCCAACAUGAGCCAAGUCCCCAACGCUGCCGCCGCUGCAGCCCAGAAGCUGCUGAGAACAGAUAGACUUGAGGUGUGUCGUGAAUAUCAGAGGGGCAACUGCUCUCGCGGGGAGACUGACUGUCGCUUUUCCCACCCCGCAGACAGCACCAUGAUCGACACCAACGACAACACCGUCACCGUGUGCAUGGACUACAUCAAGGGUCGGUGCUCUCGGGAAAAGUGCAAGUACUUUCACCCACCGGCUCAUCUGCAGGCCAAGAUAAAGGCUGCCCAGCACCAGGUGAACCAGGCCACAGCCGCCGCGGCAAUGACUCAGUCGGCUGUCAAAUCACUGAAGCGACCCCUCGACGCAACCUUUGACCUGGGCAUCGCUCCUAGUAUCAUGGCUCCCAUGCCCAAGCGGGCAGCCCUGGAGAAGGCCAACGGGGCCUCUGCCAUGUUUAACACCAGCAUGCUCCAGUACCAACAGGCCCUGGCCAGCAUGCAGUAUCAGCAGCAGGCUGCUUUCCUCCCAUCAGGCUCAAUAUUCUGCAUGGCACCUACAGCCAGCGUUGUUCCCAUGAUGCAUGGUGGUUCUCCAGGCUCUGCAGCCACCGCAUCUGCCACAAGCCCCUUCCAAACUGCCUCCAAUCAGGACACUUCCUUAUCAAAGUUGACUACCAACGAAUACAUGCAAUUGAUUCCAAUAAUAUCUGCAGAUCAUCUGAAUAGUCACAAGUACUUGACUCAAAUGUAGUUCCUCUCAAGAACAAUCAAAUGAAUGUGUGCUGGCACCGUCCAAGCCAAAAGAGUUCAGCCUAUAUGUACAUAACCUUCAGAAUGUCAAGCAAUGGGACGAGGAGGGUCUGCCAUCUCUUAGCCGGUCCACGACGAUGGUCUCAUCACACUUGUAAACAUCAAAGGUGCAACACAUGAUCUGUGCCAUCUUCCCACAUAUCAAUCUCAAGAAGAAUUUGAUAUCAAAUUCAACGUCCAGCCAAAAGAAGGGGAUUUCUUGGUGCCGGGUCAGUGUGUGUCCCUCUGUGGGAAGCGUUCACAUUACACCUCUGUGUCUGACUAAAUCAUAGCACUCAAUCUGUUCUAAUUGGUAUCAUUAACACACACGCAGAAGGUCAAGAGCGGGGUUGUAUAAAAGCAACAUCCAGUGCUGGUACGUUAGUAGACCAAGAUUAUUUUUUAUUUGUUCUGCUUUAUAUAUAUUUUUUAAAUUGAUAGCCAUAUUUCAUAGUUUACAAGUGUAACGCAAACAUGCAGCUUGAAUAUGAAUUAAAAUCUGAAAGGCACAAUUAUUUGAAGAGGAAUUGUAUUCUCCAAAAGAAUGACGCAUGUACAGUAUUGUGUUUUUACGGCUACUAGUGAAACUAGAUGAUGAAAUGAGGGUCUUGGACGUAUGAAUGUUCUGGGUAAACCAACAUACCUGUGUACCUUGAAAGCACAGCCAGGCUUUUUCUCACCUUGACAUGUGCCAUCAAGGCCAUACAGCUAAAAACCAGAGUGUUAUCUCAGCAGUGUUAUUUGUUUACCGAUGGUAAACUUUUUUUUGUAUGGUUCUUUUUGUAUUGUUUGGUUUCAGAAUCUCCGUUGCGAGUUUUUUUUACGUUCAAUGUCAAUGAUUAAUUCAUUUAGAAGUGGGGUUCUCGCCAAAUUUGUGUUUCUUUUUUUGACGUUUCUAUCUUUUAAAAUCAAAAAUGGAGGGUUUUUUGUCAUGCCUCUUUUCAUAGACUAGUGAUGGUUUUUAUUUGUUGGGAUUAAGUUGUGUAAGUCCAUUGACUCUAAAGCCUGGUUCAGAAGAGGGUGUAGCUUUAAUUGACAUUGUGUUACCUUGUUCUGCCUCUUUGAAAGAGGAGCGACUCUAAAACUGUGCCUCAAAGAAGCACCGUUGAGCCAUGUAUUGAUGAGAAAUUACAACAUCAGACCCAAAGGUCUAUUAGGUCAUUUAAACCACAUGUGCACUUGAAUGAUUGUUUGUCUGGUCACCCUGUUUUGAUUUCACAACUCAUCCGAAGUGAAGUUUCGCUUUUGAGGAAACGUUUCCAAGUAAAAAAUGGAAGUUCUUACUCACUUGUAGAUCUGACUACAGAAACCAAAGCACAGUUUUUCUCUCAAUCAUACUCAUCGAGACUUACAGAAGCAUCUCUCACGAGGCUUAAGAAAACAUGUUUAUCAUCUGUCAAUUGUAUGAUCACAUCCCUUUUUGUUUUCAGAGAGGUGUUUAGUGUGUCUUUACCGAUUGUAAUUUACCUAACAAAGCCUUAGAUUACAAUUAAUGGGUCCGAGCCCAAUCAAAUGUACUUUCAAUCACCAUGCAGGUAAAGAACACCAAUGAUGUUUUAUAGAUGUCUCACGUGCCGCUUAUGAUCUCCUUCUUUCUUUUGGUUCUUUCUCUCUAUGUAAAAGUAACAAUUACUCUCUUAAAUUUCAUUGAACUUCUGUGUUAUGUACUACUUAAGGAUUUGAAUCUAUUUGAGGUAUGUAGUUGUAGAUUUUUCUUUUUUUGCCUUACUAUAUAUUACUUGACAACAUUGAUAUAGCCGUUGUAGAUUUUGAGGUAGUAUGACAUUCAUAACUUUUUCAAACCAUAUAAAUGAUAAUGUGUUUUAAAUAUUCACUUCAUUCAUAUAGCUGGAUGUCUUUUACAGAUGAUGUUACAUUAUCAGUUAAUUUUGUUGAUGAAAGACUUUUGAUACAAGGAAUGAGAUCAUUUAAUUUGCUGCCACUGGCAGAGAAAAAAAAACUAAUGUUUUAACCAACUUAGAUUUUCCUUGUCACAUGUCAAGAUCACGUUUGAAAAUAUAUUGUAUUGAAAUAUAGAUUGUCCAUGUUUUAGAGUAAAAAUUAUUUUCUACUGUAUCCAUUUCAAAAAGAUAUGUACUUUUGUUUGAAUAUUUCUUAAGUUUGCCCUGAAUGUCAGGCCAAAACGAGCAGUGAGAUUGACGGGUCUUUGGAUGUUGUGGAUAGUGAGAUUAGGAGAGAGAAGACUUCUCCAGACUGGAGAGGUCCGAAAUGCUGCAGAUGAUGAGUUCUAACCUAAGGGACGAAGGUUGACUUUUUGCACUUCUGUAUAUAGUCAAAUGAACAGAGAAAAAAAUGUGUAUCAUAUUGAGAUAUUAUUUUGAAUAAAAAAGAUCUAUAAUUAUAAGGAAUUUUGUUAGAUUAAUUUAAAUUCUUAAAUUAGAAGACCAGCUAAAAAAAACUUGCUUGCAAAGAACGGCACUAGUUUCUUGGCCAAUGCAUUCAGAGAAAGCUAUGCGCUUUUUGUCUUAUUUUAUCAAUAGUAUUGCAAGGGAAUGUCGAAGGGGAAUAAAUCCCCAUGUCAUGCUUACUCCACCCUUCUUGUGGGAUGACAUAUCCAAUAAUAUCCAUAUCAUUUGUUAGACUUGGUCGCGCAGUAUUGCUGCUCCCAUGGUACAGUUAAAACAUACAACUCAAAUGUGUUUGUAUUUUCGUUUGAUUUGACUGCAUGUAAAAGUACAAACAUGUAAACAAAAUAAAAUGCAUAGUUAUGUAAAGCAAGAUAACACAUUCAGAUUACAGAAUACACAGUAAUAUGUAUUUUAAUCAAAUAUACAAACAGUAGAUAACAGCAGGGAGAAAUAAAACUUAAAAAACAAGUCAUCUUACUCUUGUGUGUUAAAAAUAUUUUCCGAGCAAACACGUUAUUUAAAGAAUUAUCAAAUAUUAGCACUCAUCCACCCGGGUACUUUCUUAUAGCCAUAUAAUUACAGUCCACACUGACUCACAGGAAGUUGUUCGUGCCAUCAUAGCUGUGCACUCAGCAGGCGAAGGCUCACUAUACCAAACGCGUAUUUGGCAAAUUAGUCUUUGAAAUGAAUGUAACAGUCACCUGGUCAACAUGUUUCUGACCCGAGGCUGCUGUGUUUAGUUGCUACAGAACCAAAGCACCAUUUUCUCCAAACCAGAUGUUCAGUCUCCUGGCUGGAGCCAUGGUUUAUCUUCCCUGCUGGGGGCACAUGUACGCUUUGACUGCUUUUUACUUGUAAAUGCAACCACCGAUUAUGUAUUUGCUAACAGUUUCCUCACAAUAAUGUACUAUUCUGCCUUCAGAUUUGUUUAUGCACAUUUUAUUGUUGCCAUAAUUGACUCUGAAUUUGAAAUCUGAAUAAAACAAUAUUUGAUUUGCUCAUGCAA
Molecule: messenger RNA, 5731 nt
Organism: Trematomus bernacchii (emerald rockcod)
Lineage: Eukaryota; Metazoa; Chordata; Actinopteri; Perciformes; Nototheniidae
Product: muscleblind-like protein 1
Exons: 12
Coding region: 1041-2318 (425 amino acids)
Molecular function (GO): metal ion binding
Source: RefSeq, a predicted model, not a curated record